AUGUGUUAUGAUAAAAAGUCCUUAGCCACGAGAAAUUCGCUUUUGUUUGCUGGAUCACUGGUAAGUUCUGCAUUUGGUGGGUUAUUAGCUGCCGCUAUUUUUCAAAUGGAUGGGUUGGGAGGUGUGGAAAGAUGGAGAUGUUUGUUUAUCAUCGAGGGCGGUGUUACUGUUGGCAGUGAAGAAUAUAAAAAUGUGGAUGGUCUAUGGUCAAGUCAGUUUUGUUGGUUGUUGGUUGUUGGUUGUUGGUUGUGGGAUUGUCAACUUUUUCCCUACAAUCGUACUAUUCCAUUGUGCUUGACGGCUCCACCAUUUGUCUUAGCUGUGCCCGCCUCUUACUUUUGGGCUAGACAUGCUGAUAAGACCGGCGAAAGAUCAUUCCACGUUGGGCUUCCAAUGUUUCUCGCUACUGUUUCAUUCAUCAUACUCAUUGCCACAACAAACUUUGGAGCCAGAUAUUUCGCUAUGGUUUUGAUGAUGCCUAGCUUAUUCACAGCAUAUGUUCUUGUAAUAACAUGGAUGUCCAAUUCGUGUCCCAGAUCACCGGCAAAAAGAGCAGUUGCAAUUGCAUUGAUGAUUGGCUUGAGUAAUUCGCCAUAUGCAUGGGCGCCAAUCUUGUACCCAUCAUCAGACGGACCACGUUAUACCAGAGCAAUGGAAUGUAAUACUGGGGCCCCUGUAUUGGGAAUGGUUUUGAUAUUGUUGUUGAGGUUAAGGUUGAUACAAUUGAAUAAAAAAGAUUGCAAAUGA
Molecule: messenger RNA, 747 nt
Organism: Lodderomyces theae
Lineage: Eukaryota; Fungi; Ascomycota; Pichiomycetes; Serinales; Debaryomycetaceae
Exons: 2
Coding region: 1-747 (248 amino acids)
Cellular component (GO): membrane
Molecular function (GO): transmembrane transporter activity
Source: RefSeq, a predicted model, not a curated record